This is a messenger RNA of Suillus paluster, 2021 nucleotides long. RefSeq lists its product as uncharacterized. Gene Ontology annotation, molecular function: metal ion binding. The record is from RefSeq and is a predicted model, not a curated record. The coding region runs from base 327 to 1853 and encodes 508 amino acids. NCBI's taxonomy places the organism in Eukaryota, Fungi, Basidiomycota, Agaricomycetes, Boletales, Suillaceae. The transcript has 6 exons.
CAGACGCGUCAGCCGCGUAGCAAAUCACAAGAUAGGUGAUCUGGCUCUUUCAUGCAUCAGACAGGGGAUGGUAAACAAUAAGGCCCCGAUAAUUGUUUGAAGUCGCCAGCUCAUCAUCAUUGGAGAUUUAGAUGCCAAACUAACGGUGAGGUGCAGCGGAAGCAUCGAAGAAGCUUGGGUCACGCGUGUUCCGUCACGCCCCAUACCACCAGCAUCACAACUAUAAAGCUUUCUUCUUCGCCCUUCUUCCUAUUCUUCCGUGCCCACUCUCAACCACCACAGCAAACAUCUCUCUUGCUGUCAAAGGUAGCUUGGUGCCCGAUAUCAUGUCGCUCUACAAGACAAUGCGCUGUCGUUAUUUUGACGAGCAUGGUAAGGGUGUCAAGCCGUUCUGCAACCAAGGGAGUCGCUGUCGGUUUAUUCAUCCGUCUGAUUUUCAAUGGGACAAGGGCCGCAUCAAUCCCGAAAAGACUUUCCAUAAUGAUACCAAAUCCGAUAAAAUCAAGGUCAAACCAAAACACAAGCCGAAAGCAUCAUCAACGAGUCCUAUACCACGAGGUCCGCGUUCAUCGCCGCUCGUGCCGCAGUCUGACUUGUUCAGACGAAAUCAUGGCGAGCUCGAUAGAGAGCGUGGUCGCGACCGUGAAAUUAAAGCUGUUCAACGUGACCAACGUGACCGCCGUGAACGGGACUUCGAAUCUUGGGAACGUUACGUGCGUGACCGCGAUCGCGAUCGCUCCAGGGAUGUCCGCCGGUCUUCCCGGGAGAGAGCUGACGAAGAGAGGGGGCUGUAUUCUUCCAAGCGCUCCAAGAAAGCUGAGGGGCAUAUAUUCCGGUCCUCGAUGAUGGACUCGGAUGAUAAUCCCGAGAGCGGCAGUCGUCACGGUAAAGGUCGUCCAGAUGCGUCAGAGAUGACGCCAGGAAAUCUGUCCUUUCAGUCGAGGGACGACAAAAAGAGGUCCAUAGAAGUCGUUGGCGAGUUCUCUCCUCGUCUUGCAAAGCUGUGUAGCCAGCUGGUUCAAGAUUCAUGUCAGCUUGACAAGGAAGAGGACAAACUGAAGGCAUUUACGGAAUUGUCGUCCGAGCUUUCUAAAGCUGCGCCGUCGACUGCGAUGGCGGUGACCCCUGCUUUGGCGGCUGUUAUAACAAGUCACGCGAAAUGCAAAGAGCGCGUCGCAGCGCGCGUUAGAGAACUGGAUUCUCUGUGGGAGAAUCUCCUGUCAAAUAUUGUGACGGCCGUCGUCAAAACAACAGAUAUCAAUUUGGAGCGCGCCAUCGCAUCACUGCAUAAAGAAACGGAUGCAGCUUUGCAGUCAUAUGUUCGAUCUUACAGUCCGCUCUUGCUCAAACGGAAGGCACAGGACCAAUCACGGGGGGAACUAGAUGGCCUACUGGAGUUGAAGGACGGGCGGGAAACUCCAGUCGGUGACGAUGGAGAAAACGGUGCAGUGGCCGCUGUACAUGCAUUGUCGCGGUCGCCAGAGUUGAAACGUCGUCGUGUGGAAUCAUCCGCGCCGACAGCGGUUCCCGUAAAGGAGGAAAGCGUCGACUAUAGAGGUUUACUGGAGACGAUGAAGUCGUCUUUGGCUGUGCAGGCACGAUUCACACAAACAUUAGAGUUGCUUGCAAAGGAAAAACAACUGAUUCAGAUUGUUGUGCGGCAUCGAUCGCAUCUGCUCGUCGAGAUUCUUCUGCUGAACGGAUCGCCGCGAUGGAGGUGGAGGCAGUGCCCUGAUGCAAAACCCUCCGCCCAGACAAAGCACUCCCAUCAUACGUGUAAUAAAAGACGCCCACUUGCAUUCUCUCGCAUAGAUCUGCUGAUUGUAAUUUUAGCAUGCAGCAUCGUUUCGUGAUCCCACCUGUAGCAGCGUUUUAGAGGCGUGGCCCAAUGUACCCUGUAUUUUUGUUCGACUUGGCGUUUGUCUUGUCCUGUAUCCUUAGAGCCACCGUAUCAUGCAUGUCACAUUUUUAGACGAAAAACGUUUCUAACUAUGAACUGAUUGUGAUGGAGAGAUGGUGAG